AGCUUGAUUGGGCUGCAGAACCUACGUUAGGGCAAUUUUGUUGGAAGCAUCUAACGAAAGCAGGUCAAGUAUGGUGUCCAAGAAGGCUCGUGCAGCUGCAGCCUGCGCUGGUUUGGGAGGGCUGGCCUUUGUGGCAACACCAGGCUCAGUUGCUCGCCGUGCUCCCGCAGCUGAGAUCAGUGCAGCUGGCAAGGCUCCUGUUGCCGACAGCAGCAGUGCUUUCACUGUGGGUGCGGCUGCUGUGACAGCUGCUGGGGCAGUUGCUGCCUCCGUGCGAAGGAAGUACCGCCCAUCCAAAGUCGCCGCACGUGCUGAAGUUGCACCAGGUGAGAAGGUCGUUGGAAUUGACUUGGGCACAACCAACUCUGCCGUGGCUGCCAUGGAGGCUGGAACUCCCACUGUGAUCCCCAAUGCAGAGGGAGCCCGAACUACACCCAGCGUAGUGGCCUACUCCAAGAGCGGUGAGCUUUUGGUUGGGCAGAUUGCAAAGCGCCAGGCUGUGGUGAACCCUGAGAACACCUUUUACUCGGUGAAGCGCUUUGUUGGUCGCCAGCCCGAUGAAGUCAAAGAGGAGCUGAAGGAGGUGUCCUACAAGGUGGACUUCGAAGGGCAAAAAGUGAAGAUCGACUGCCCAGUGAUGAGCAAAAAGUUUGCCCCAGAGGAGGUCUCUGCACAGGUGCUUCGAAAGCUGAGUGCCGAUGCUGGAAAGUACUUGAGCGCCAAUGUCCAGAAGGCUGUUGUGACCGUGCCGGCUUAUUUCAAUGAUUCUCAGCGCCAGGCCACCAAGGAUGCGGGGAAGAUUGCCGGAUUGGACGUGCUGCGUAUUGUGAACGAGCCCACAGCAGCAUCGCUGGCCUAUGGCCUGGAAAAGAAGAACAACGAGACAAUUUUGGUCUUUGACUUGGGAGGUGGCACCUUUGACGUCUCAGUCUUGGAGGUUGGCGACGGUGUUUGCGAAGUCUUGGCCACACACGGCGACACUCACCUGGGUGGCGAUGACUUCGACAAGGUCGUUGUUGAUUGGCUGGCCGAGGAUUUCCAGAAGAAGGAGGGCAUCGACCUCUUGAAGGACAAGCAAGCUUUGCAGCGUCUGACUGAGGCGGCGGAGAAGGCCAAGAUUGAGCUUUCUGGUGUGCAGGAGGCCAAGAUUUCUCUGCCUUUCAUCACUGCGGAUGCC
Molecule: messenger RNA, 1177 nt
Organism: Durusdinium trenchii
Lineage: Eukaryota; Dinophyceae; Suessiales; Symbiodiniaceae
Source: the annotation of a GenBank genome assembly